Messenger RNA from Schistocerca nitens (vagrant locust), 3568 nucleotides. RefSeq lists its product as uncharacterized. The record is from RefSeq and is a predicted model, not a curated record. The transcript has 2 exons. Gene Ontology annotation, molecular function: zinc ion binding; nucleic acid binding. The coding region runs from base 1188 to 2864 and encodes 558 amino acids. NCBI's taxonomy places the organism in Eukaryota, Metazoa, Arthropoda, Insecta, Orthoptera, Acrididae.
UGUCCAACAGAUGGUGCUUCAUCUGAUCAGAAUAGCAAUAAUUAGCAUAACAAAGUAAGGCAAAGCAAAGAUGAUGUUCUUUACAGGAAAUGCUCAAUAUGUUCACCAUCAUCCCUCAACAAAAGCUGUAGUCGAGGAAUAAUGUUGUGAACAGCACUGUAAAGCAUGUCCGGAGUUCUGGUGAAGCAUUGGCAUCGGAUGUUGUCUUUCAGCAUCCCUAGAGAUGUCGGUCGAUCACGAUACACUUGUGACUUCAGGUAACCCCAAAGCCAAUAAUCGCACGGACUGAGGUCUGGGGACCUGGGAGGCCAAGUAUGACGAAAGUGGCGGUUGAGCACACAAUCAUCACCAAAUGACGCGCGCAAGAGAUCUUUCUUGUGUCUAGCAAUAUGGGGUGGAGUGCCAUCCUGCAUAAACAUUGUACGUUCCAGCAGAUGUUUAUCAGCCACCAGGCUGGGGAUGAUGCAAUUCUGUAACAUAUUGGCGUACCUCUCACCCGUCACAGUAGCAGUUACGAAACCAGAAUCACGCAUUUUUGUUCUAAUAAAACCCCAUGUCAUUCCAAGCAUGUGUGUCAAUUUUUACCCCUCUAUCUACAUUAUUCCGUGGUUUAUUAAGUUUUCAAAUUUAUACUGACUUUUUGAUCACCUGAUACAGUGAAGAGGAUAUCAUUUACAAUGAACAAGUAAUACUACAUAAAUUUUAUCAUUUGAGCUAUAGCUGUAGAUGACAACAGGAUUGAUGUAUGACACUACAAAUAUGUCUUGUUCAUCUGGGAGUCGAGUCCCCUUCAUGUGCAGAUGUUCAAAUACUUCAGUGCAGUUGUAUGUCACACUUUGAAAAAAUUUCUGUUGUGGAAUGACAGACAAUGUCAUAAAAACUCUAUAUCAUAAAAGCUUUGUGGAAAUACCAACAAGUAAACUAAACUGUCAUCCUGUAUCUUGGUGAUGUUGCAGGAGGACAGUUGCAUUAUGAUUUUAAGCAUAAAUUAUUGUUGCUAAAGCAAAGGCUGUAGAAGGUAUAUGUUUAUACAGCUUUCAGUCAUAGUUACAAAAAGAAUAAAUGGAGUGCUGUUCCUGAGACACGGUUAUCUUUUCACGAGGAGCAGUUAUAAAUGAGGGAAUUACCAAUUGAUGGAUCUGGCUUCUGCAGAGUUCAGGGCAAGUUAACUUAUAUGGUUUGAAACAAUGGAUCAUGGGAAAACAACAGAAGAAAUAGACUCAUCAGUGGCUGAAUUAGUCAACUUGAUGAAUGAUACUUUCACAUGCUGCAUGAGGAACUAUCAAGCCUUACUGCCAUACCUUGAGAAAAAGAAUACAAGACCCAAAAUAUAUCAAAAAUUAGUGCAUGUUAAUAUAAUGCUGAACAAGUUGAAUGAAGAACUUGUUGGACUUAGAGUUGAAUAUGUAACUGUGUUGUCACAUGAACAAGAAAGUGAGGCCAUUGUGUCUGAAAGAGGUAGGAAAAGAAAAACAUCUGAUGAGUCCAUGGUAGGCAGACCUGAGACCAAAAGUAUAAAAACAGAAGUACUAUUAUCCAGUAGCACUAAGUAUUCCUCAGAGAAUUUUGUAUCAAAAGAAACUGAAGAAACAAGACAUACCCAGGUGCAGAAGACUGACACGCACAGGAUGGAAAGUAUAAAAACAGAAGUACAAGAUUCCAGUGAAGUUGAAGAUUUACUUGUUUUCCCCAUUAAUAAUAGCGAGAGUCCUACAUCUCAGGCAUCACUUGAUACUAGAGAUAAUAGAGUGACUGUUUGUUUUGAUGGUGAUGAGGAAAGUGCAUCUGUGGCAGAUAGGCUUGUGAGGAUUAAUACAUAUGUUAAACCCAUUGAUACAAUUACUCAGACAAAAAAUAAUGAAAUGUGUCUUCCAUUGCAAAAUUCCGAACGUGAGACUAGAGAUAAAGAGAAAUAUGAAGACAUUGGCAAACUUCUUAGUAAAGAUCAUAAUACUCACAGAGGACUGGAAAGAGAAGUUGGCUGUGCCACUUCUUUCUCUUACCAGGCAGAAAGACCUUUCAACAAUAAAGAACCACCUGUUCCUUUCACUGCUUGUGAUAAGGAAUCUGAUAUGUUGAUGGAAAGGAGAGCAAACAGUUGUAACGAGGUAGAGAAAAGAGCUCAUUCUCCUAUAAGAUAUGAAAAAGAUUGUGUACCUGUUCAGAGGUCAGUGGAACUGUUUAGUCCAGGACAUGAACUUUAUGGUGUGAUAAGGUACGAGAAUCGGAAAUUGAAAUGCGUGUUGUGUGAUCGUGAACUUACCAAUUACAAGGUAGUGUAUGAUCAUGUGAAUGGGAAAAGGCAUCAACGGAAACAAGCUCCCAAGAAAAACAGCUGUGCUAAAAAGCCUGAUGUUUCAAAUAAAAGCUCUGUCAGUACAACACCUGCUUCUGUGUGUGCUACCGUUCCCUGCUCACUUGCUGAUACUGUUGCUAUUGUGGACAAAAGUUAUCAGUUAGAAGUAAUGGAACACACAGUCAAAUUAGACGAUAUGUGGAAAUAUUUUUCUGCACCACUUCAAAUCAAUAGAAAAUAUUUCUGGAUUCAUUCCGGUGAAGUGAUCUGCUCUCUUUGUAAUCAACGUGUAGAAGAACGUGUACGCAGUGUAAAUAUACAUAUUAUAAAAUGUAGUCAUCUGGUACGGAUAAAAAGAUUAAGAAGCUUAGAAACUGCUUGGAAGUCCUCAAAUCAACAAAUGUUGAAAGUAGAGGGCAUUCUAGAUGGCUGUAUUCCUAAGACUCAGUUUACUUUGCAAAAUGAUGGGAUUUUUUGUAGAGUGUGUCAAUGUUUUUGUGAAAAUCAUACUGUAUUAAAUCAUGUGACGAGUAAAAUGCACUACAGAAAGUCACACAAAAUGGAAUAAGUAUAAUAUAAGAAAACAGAAACAGUAAAUGGCAAGAAUCUGUGCAAUUAUAACAUGUUAUUUUUAAUGUAAUUACAUUAUUUCCUUUGGUUUUAUGUUAUGAUUUAUUUGUUAAGGCAUCAAGGCAGAGAUGUGAGAAAAUAGAUAGAACAAAUGGCACUUAAUUAAAGAACUAUUGAUGAGGAGAUAUAAAGGAUUUUCAAUCUAAGCUCAUAGACAACAGUGUUUAACAUGUAGGAGUCUUUGGUCCAAUUCAUCUUGAAUAUAUUAUGUUUCAAUGGCUCUUCCCUUGCCCCAUAGUUUUUAAGAGCAUGUUAUUCUUUGUUGGGUAGUUUAAAUUAAUUUUUAUUUAACUGCUUUUAUGUCUUAUUGAUCAUAUGUAAGACAAUUUGUUAUAUGAGUUACAUCAGGUGUUGAGGUAACAUUUUCUCUUGCUGGUGCACCUACACACCAGUCGACUAUUCAAGCAUCUUGUAUGUAUAACUGUUUUGUUUAUCUAUUCCACAUUCUGUUAUUGAAGAGAGGAGUUGCUGAAUAGGAAUGCUUUUAGUAUUUUUGUUAAGUUAUUUGUUUGUUUAUUUAAUUUUAAAGUGGAAAAACUUGAAAUUAGUAGGCAGGUGAAGUACUCUCGUUGUUGAAGAAAUGUCUGAUCUUACUUUUUUAAUGUUGAAAAGAAGAGUGUUAUCAGGGCUUACAUCAUUCUC